AUGGUAGACAGAGCAAGAGAAGUUUUGAAUACACUUCUUGGAUUGGACAGAGAUGUGUACAAAAGCACAGAAAGACGUUCAAUUGAUGAAAGCAUAUGUAAAUACAUGCUUGUAUGUUUCUGUCCUUUCAAGCUUUUUGAGAAUACAAGGAGAAGCAUUGGAAGAUGCAGAUACACAAGUCAUGAGGAAUACUACAAAGUUGAGUAUUGUCGACAAGGAAGUAUUGGGAUUGAGCAGCAUGAGUGGGAAUUCAUACGGUUGCUCGUAGAGAUUGUGGUGUACACAGAAAGAUGUCUUGAGAAACGGAAUGACGAAGGCAAAGAUAUUGAGCUUGCAGAUAAAAUUGCAGAAGUUGAAGAGACAUUCAACAAGCAAUACAACACGAUUGAGCAGCUUGUGAAGCAAGAAGGGGUGAGUGAGGCAUAUGAUGCAUUUAUGAAGUGUGAGAAGACAAGGAUGAACUUAGAGAAGCUUAAAGAAGCACACUUUGCAAGAAACGGAGGCUCUGGAAUGGAUAAGUGCAUGGUAUGCGGUUCUAGCGUGGUUUUAAGUGAUACAAAGUCGAAGAAUGCCAGUCAUAUAAAUGGAAGGCUGCACAAAGGACAUCUUCUUGUUAGAAGGAAGUUGGCUGAGCUGCUGAAGAAGGUUGGAGUGUCAAGCAUAACGGAGAUUUUUCCAAAUGGAUUUUCAUUUGAGCAUUUGAAGGUGUAA
Messenger RNA from Ordospora colligata OC4, 711 nucleotides. Its product is annotated as subunit of U1 snRNP. Gene Ontology annotation, cellular component: U1 snRNP; U2-type prespliceosome. Lineage: Eukaryota; Fungi; Microsporidia; Ordosporidae. The transcript has a single exon. Gene Ontology annotation, molecular function: mRNA binding. Gene Ontology annotation, biological process: mRNA splice site recognition. The record is from RefSeq and is a predicted model, not a curated record. The coding region runs from base 1 to 711 and encodes 236 amino acids.